Molecule: messenger RNA, 852 nt
Organism: Rhizophagus irregularis DAOM 181602=DAOM 197198
Lineage: Eukaryota; Fungi; Glomeromycota; Glomeromycetes; Glomerales; Glomeraceae
Source: RefSeq, a predicted model, not a curated record
UUGAAUUAUAAAUUCAUAGCUUUAUUAUAAUGGGUUUUAACAGGUACGAAAAGAUGGCUGACGAACUUCCUAAAGAUGUCGCAAAGUGGAGUAUAGAUGAUGUUGAAACAUAUCUGACAUUUAAAAUGGAUGGCUUUGAUGAAGAUGAUAUCAAAGCUAUCAAAGAUGGGGGAGUUAAUGGAAAAUGUCUCUUUCAGUUGACCGCAGGAAUUCUUGUUUCGGAGGAGUUCAAAAUUAAAUUCACGCAUGCAGUCGCAAUCAUGGAAUUAGUUAAAGAGCUCAAUGAUAAACGAGAUAAGGAAGUAGAAGAACAAUUAGAAUCCUUAUCCCUAGAUAAGACAAAAAAGACUCCAGAAAUUGAUGCAUCUCGAAAUGUUAAUGCAUCCAAAGAUGUAUUUCUAUAUCAGUUAUUCAAUGAAGGAUAUAUCAAGCAAGGUGAUCUAUUGCUAUAUUGUAGAAAUUCCAAUACUCAUGGCACAGUUAGUUUCGUACGUAAAAUUGUAAACGUCAAUGAAAACAAUCAAAUUAUUACUUCGCUCCCUGACGAUUCUCAAGAAUCUUUAUCAAAAUCUUUAACUCAACUUGAAAAGACGGUUGUCGAUGACAUUAAUAAUGAUCGUCGUUUCAAUGAUAAUAACAAGUUAAAACCUAACAACAACCCCUUUCCAUACUUUUUUGUGGGGACUUCGCUUUUUGAGUUGAGAAAGAAGUAUGAAGAAAGAAAUACGAAGAGUAAAUAGUGUUACAGAUUUUGUGAUGUGAAACUGUAUAGUAGUUGCUUCGGAAACCUUGUAAAUAAUAAAUUUUCGAUUAAUUAUUUCUUGAUUUAAACACGGAAUCACGCUGUGAUCA